AUGGAGCCGCUGUGGAAGCUCUUGUACUUGUUGGAACCUGCAUCACUCUCACUGAUUACGACUGCUGUCGCAGUGACGUUUGCAUCAGCGUGCCGAGCACUCGCCCAUGGCAAAGAAAUGGAGCGAAAUAGGGACUUCUCUGAAGCGUCCAUUACGUUGGACCGGUCCCAAGCCCUCAUGAUACCCCUUGCUAGCUCGUGCAGUCUAUUGUUGAUGUUUUACCUCUUCUCGUCCUUGUCGCACGUUGUGACGGCUUUCACAGCCAUCGCCUCGGCCUCUUCACUCUUCUUCUGCUUGUCCCCCUAUGCUGCCUACAUCAAGUCUCAGCUUGGUCUGAUGGAUCCGUUUGUGUCAAGGUGCUGUUCAAAGUCGUUUACCCGGACUCAAGGGAUCUUAUUGCUGCUAUGUGUGGGGAUUGUGUGUGCCUGGCUUGUUUCGGGGCAUUGGCUGCUGAACAAUGUGCUUGGAAUAUCCAUCUGUAUAGCAUUUGUCAGCCACGUUAGGCUUCCGAACAUUAAGAUAUGUUCCUUGCUUCUCAUAUGCUUGUUCGUGUAUGAUGUGUUCUGGGUCUUCUUCUCUGAGAUGUUCUUUGGUGAAAAUGUUAUGGUAACGGUGGCUACGCAGAAAGCCUCCAACCCAGUUCAUACUGUCGCAAACAGCUUGAGCCUACCAGGUUUGCAGUUGAUUACGAAGAAGCUAGAGCUGCCGGUGAAACUUGUUUUCCCUAGGAACUUGAUGGAUGCCAUAUUCACCAGCAGUGAUACUAUGGAUUACAUGAUGCUUGGUCUUGGAGACAUGGUACAGCCUUCCUGUGCUUUUCCUGCUAAAUUGUACUUUUUUUUUUGCAAAAUUGGUAGUACCUCGUUUUCCUUCUAACACCAUAUCUCAUUUGUAAAGGUAGUUAUAUUUUUUCUUAACGUUGUUUUAUGGGCAACCAGAUUGUCAUGUGAAUAAUAACCAUUCCAAGUUUCACUUUCACAUUUACUUAUUAUCAUGCUCAAACUUGAGAUUUUUGUCUUUCUGUGUACCUAAGAAAAUUAAAACCGCACAGUCUUAAAGUUGAACAUGAUAUCUUAUGUUUCUUCUUCAGGGAGUAAAAGGAAAAUAAAUGCUCUGGAGAAAAAAAAGCUUUAAUUGCCUUCUAAAAUACAUGUUUUAUCUAAUUUACUCUAGAUUUUCCUACAUAUCUACAAUGGUUAAGUCUGCACAAGCUAGACAAAGAGGAGCGUACAAAAUUGGAUUGGCCUUCAGUUUUGAAGUUAGCUAAGUGGUUCUGUGAAUUGAGUAUGUAAACCAUGUAACUCAUUAAUAUCCUGGUACCAUUAGCGUCCAAGCUAUCAACAUGUUUGCUGUCUUUGUCCUUCUGCUACAUGAAGUAGAAGGGUCCUUUUGUAUCAUAUUCACCAAGAGGCACUUUAGGAUCAUUAAUGGAACUAGAAGCUAGACUAAGCUGAAGAAAGGGCUGGCGGGAGAUGGCUGCAAUCUUUUGUUUUACUUCAUGGUUGCUUGAGCAUCAUGAAAUCCGUCACUGCUCAGAUUGUUCAUUAGAGAAUUUAUCCAUCAGAAAGUUAAUUGGGGAGUUGUUCAACUUAUGAGUUGAUUUGCUUCCCGUUGAACUGCUUUUGAAACCUUCAGGUGAUGCCAGUCUCAGCACAGUGCACUUCGGAGGUUGUGGCUUGAACGUAUAAUAAGGUCACUGAGCUUCCUCUCUAGAUUUUGCCUGGGGCUCCUCUUUAUAACUUUUUUUGGAAUUGGGGAGAGUACUUUUUUUAUGUUGGUGAGGUGUCAUAAAUAUGCUUGUAUUUUAUUAGACGCUGAUGCAGACAGUUUUGUAGACUAUUUAACUCGAAUUUAGUAUCCUAAUUAGUUCUUUGCAGCUUGGAAUUUUUAUCACAUCGAAAGACUGAUUGUUGUCAUCUUUCACCAUUAUCUAGCGGUAGAACUCACACCUAGCUUGCUGAUGGAAUCCUUGAAUUCUAGCUGAGUCAAGAGCGCUAUUUUUGGAAGCUGUGUAGUGUUGAUGAUAAUAACGAGGUUGACAUGGGUUUAAUCUGAAGGAUGUCUGGCCACUCGAAGCUGAUAAUAUCCCAUUUUUGAAAAUAUUUGAAAGGUCUUGGACAAGAAAUAAAUAUUUACUUAUUUUCUUUGUAGAUAUUUGUUCUUUCGUUUAACGAUGCUGGAUUUACAAAUUACACAGUGAGGAUAUCCAAUGCUAAGAGGAGACUUUAUUCUUUCUAUAUUUUUGUAGAUCUUUGUCAUCUUUUCUAAUUGAGGCCUUUUAAUCUCAGCUUACAGAUUCUAUUUAACAAUGUUUCAUUGCGCAUGAUAAUUGUCUUCUUGACUGAAAUUCUCUAUGCUGCAUAGAUCAUGAUCUAUAACGGACUUCCGUUAUGUCUUUGAUCUAUUCUGUAAUGAAACUUCUAUUUCCUAUUUUUGGGUGCUCUCCCAAGUCACAACCCUCCAGAAAGUUGAUGAUAUUUCUGUUUCUGUAGGCUAUUCCGGGAAUGCUUUUAGCUCUGGUGCUUUGCUUUGAUCACCAGAAGAGUAGAGACGUAGCCUCAUCUGUAGAUGCUUCCUCGUCCUCAAGAGGCCAAAGAUACAUAUAUUAUGCAGUAUCUGGAUAUGCUAUUGGACUGGUUUCUGCUUUAGCUGCUGGGAUUUUGACCCGCUCUCCUCAGCCUGCUCUUCUUUACCUGGUACUACAUUGCAGAAAUUUAGAAUUAUAUACUCUUAUUUUAUGAUUGUGAAUGUCGAUCAUUGAAACAUAAACAUUAUCUAUAAUGGUUUCUAUCCCUAGAACCGGCCCUGAAAUUGCUUCUGCCUCUCUCUCUCUCUCUCUCUCUCUCUCUCUCUAUCUCUAUCUCUAUGUCUGUCUGGGUUUUUUCAUUACCUGGUUUCUUUUCCCACCUCUCUUUCCUUCUCCUUGCCUCCAUCUUGCUCUGCUUCCCACGCCUAAAGAGCUUGGCUUGGCUAUUAUUUGUCUGUUUUAGAUAAAUCCCAUGGGUUGGCUAUCGCAGUCGUUUGACCUGAGAAAGUCAACUCCAUUGUUAAAUUUUACCAUAAAGAGCUUCUGCAUAACCUCUCUGACAGACGAUUUCCAGAAAGACCCGAGCCUGUGAAAAAUUCAUCAAUUAUUUGUCUAUCUGUUUUGAUUGAUUUUAAUGCCCGGCAAUUGGGUUGUUGGGGGGGGGGGGCUUUUUUUUCUGACUGACAGCCGCCGUGGCUCUGACAGGUGCCGUUGACUCUGGGGCCCGUGGUGUUCCUGUCUUGGACCAGGAACGAGCUGGGUGAGCUUUGGGAGGGGCCCGGAUCAGGUUCCAGUGAUAAGGUCCACUUUCUGGACGUUUGA
Molecule: messenger RNA, 3349 nt
Organism: Spirodela intermedia
Lineage: Eukaryota; Viridiplantae; Streptophyta; Magnoliopsida; Alismatales; Araceae
Source: the annotation of a GenBank genome assembly